AUGCCAGGUCAAAAGUAUGUACGACCUAAAGGAUGUGCAAUCUGCACUGACGGCAAGACUUGGGAUCGAGGACCUUGGCGCUCGGAAACUAAGAAGAAGUCUCCGUUCCAGUGGCACGUCAAAGAAGUUCAUCCUGAUCGACUUGGCGAUUGGAAAGAGAUCAUGGUAGAGUUGCCGAGAAAGCCAACACCACGGUUUCAAGAGGAGCUGGACGAACAAGGUGGGAGCUUCCAGAUCUUUGAGGACGGGCAGGAGGGUCAGAACGAGGACAAUGGACCAUCUGCUAUUGGUGUCAAGGAGACACGAUCGAAGAAGAGGAGGGAGCGAGUCGCGGACGAAACACCUAGCCAAGCUGAGACAAAAAAGUGCAAGAGAACAAGCACAACAACUACAACUGCCGCAAAAGACGAGACAGUCCUAUCUAAAGUCGCACCAUCUUCAUUAGCAAGAGCUUCCCCUCCACUUUCUGCACCAAUCCCGAUCAACUUUGAAGAUACAAAGAAGCCUAGCAAAGGCAAGGCAAGUACAAAGAGAAAACGCGAAGACGCAGCAGAAUUGACCGAAAACGAACCAAAACCGCAAUCAAAACCGAAAUCGAUAUCACAGCCAAAAUCGAAGAAGCAGCUGGCGAAGGACCGACAGGCCGCGCUUCAUACCUCAAGACCCGAUAUAACCACACCAGAGCCAGAACAAAUUACUGCAUUAUCUAUGAUUCCUGGAUCUACACUCAAAAAUGACAACCAUCUUUACGCAGACAUCGAUGACUCUGCUGCUCUCACUGGCACUCUCGGUCCCGAACUCCAACAUCUAGCCAUAUUCGCCUUCCAGAUCACGAAUGGCAACACUAUCAAACUAUCACUUGAAAACAUCUCACCUCAGCCUCUGGACGAGCCUCGUCUCGUUCCCUACCUGAUCGCAAAAAGCCGCUACUUCAGUGGUCGACACCCUAUCAGCUCCAUUCGCGACAUGGAAGCACCAGCACGGCUCUCUACCCUCUUCCACGACGCUUCAUCAGCCCCUCCCGUGACUUUCGACCUCGAUCCUGACACCGACCAAGAUAAUUUCGACAUGAAAGCUCAAGCUGGCGAAUUAGGAAAUGAGAUUCAAGAGUUGGUACAGAAAGCUUUUCCAACCGAAGAUGGCGAGCAGAUCGUUGAGGUAGGGGGAGAGAUGGAUGAGGGUGCUGUGAGAGAGAAGACACGUCACGUGGUGAGGUAUCUGUUGGCGAAGAUCCAACUGUUUCGGGAACCGAGUAUGGUGGAUUGUGUGGCAGUGACGGAGCAGGAAGCGAGUACUCCUAAGCAAGGAAAACGAAAGAGGUCUCUCGGCACUGCUGAUGGCCUAGGGAAGGGAAAGAGAUGGAGUUUAGUGCCAGAGAAGCCAAUGACUUAUCGAAGUAUCUUUGAGGGACUGGAUAUCAAGAGAUAG
Lithohypha guttulata is the source of this 1428-nucleotide messenger RNA. RefSeq lists its product as uncharacterized. The coding region runs from base 1 to 1428 and encodes 475 amino acids. The record is from RefSeq and is a predicted model, not a curated record. The transcript has a single exon. Lineage: Eukaryota; Fungi; Ascomycota; Eurotiomycetes; Chaetothyriales; Trichomeriaceae.